Molecule: messenger RNA, 1097 nt
Organism: Ostrea edulis (European flat oyster)
Lineage: Eukaryota; Metazoa; Mollusca; Bivalvia; Ostreida; Ostreidae
Product: transmembrane protein 18-like
Exons: 5
Coding region: 111-557 (148 amino acids)
Cellular component (GO): nuclear membrane
Source: RefSeq, a predicted model, not a curated record
CAUUUUGAUCGGGCUCGCGAUUCCAAUAACCUGUAUAAGCAACCAGUUGGCAGACAGACGAGAUCGAGAAGUCACGAUGUGGCAUGGAUGACGAUUAGUUUGUGUUAACAAUGGAUAGUUCAGGUCCGAAGAGACCAAUCAGAAUUGAUGAAGUCAAUGACUUUUAUACUUACAUCGCCACGAUUGACUGGACAGAAAAAUGGCUGAUAGCACUCAUCAUGUUCCAUGUAACCUGCUUCUUCUUGGUCAUUGUGACCCGCAGAAGUGGGUUCAUCCAGGCUAUCAUAUUCAUAACCUUACUUCUGUCUGUGUACUUCGCUGAGAAUUUAAAUGAACUGGCAGCUAAACAUUGGCAACUGUUUUCCACAGAGCAGUACUUUGACAGCAGUGGGUUGUUCUUUUCUACUGUGUACUCCACACCAGUACUCUUCAACUGUUUGCUUCUGUUGUUUAUCUGGAUGUCGAAUUUAGGAGCAGCCCUGUCUGACAUGAGGCAGAUGAAGAUAAACGCAAGGAGAAAAGCGGAAGAGAAGAGAAAGGAAAAGAAAGAAGACUAAAUCUUAGGACUUUUUUAUUUAGUUCAUUGUAAAACAGUGGGCUUAAAAAGGACUCAAAACAUGUAAACUUUGAUAAGGAAACAAAAUGUGUACAUUCACAUUUACUGAAAGAAUGAUGAAACCCAAUCCCAGUCAGACUGAGAUACUUGUUAGUGGGUUGCCUUACAUCGUUUUGGAGUGACAUGCUAUAGUUUGGAGCAGAUAAGAUGUGUUGGUUUUUUUCUAGGCUGAGAUUGAUGGAUAAACAUUUUUACGUGUAACAGUGUCUAUAUAAUAUAAAGAUAAUGGUGAAUGAAGUAUGGCAUAUUUUGUUCUUACAGCUGUAUGUGUGAUUCUCAGAGUGACUUAUUAUGAAAGGAUGUGUCUGGCAGAAUUGAAGUUUGUUGACUGCUUUAUAAAUAGGGAUGUAUGGAUAUACAUAUACACUCUCUGAGGGUUGACAUUUUCCAAAGACAAUGCUACACUGUAAGAAUUCCAGUCUUGAGAUAUAUGUGUAUUCCAUUCUUGUAAUAGUGCAAUAAAAUUUGAUGUCAUCUUUUA